AUGACAAAACCACAUCAGUCCCUGUGCUCUAAGAGUGUGAAGGCCAGGGAAGGGAAAAUCAACGAGCCCCAUCCUACACUUGUGAUAGCGCCGGUGGACUUUGUCUCUUUCAUGGAUCACAUGAACUUUGAAGAGCGGCUCAAUACCUCUAAAUCCAGCCUCUAUCUCUAUCCCCAGUGCCAAAAAAUACACUUAAUCCUCCGCCCUGCCGCAUUCGACUCUGGCAUCACUUACGAUAUCGACAUUGAUCAAUGCUGCGCCACGUUGGCUCAACUCUUCAUCGAUCGGGAAGAACAAACUCUCACCUGGGACUUCUUCCUUCUUUUCCAAAAAGCUGACGAGGACGACGAAGAGUGCGCCAAGUAUCUUCAACAUCCAGCUGAGCGUGGUUUCAGUUGCUGUCUUCCAAACAAGGUCGAAUUCCGAACGAUGUCCUUUGGAAUCCGUAAUGCAGCGGCUACCUUCCAACGCCUGACGCAAACAACAUUAAUCGGCUUAUGUCCAAACCAUUGUAUAAUCUACUUGGAUGGCAUUCUCGUUUUUGGUAGAAAUAUUCGGGAGCAUAGUGCCAACCGGAAACUAGUGUUGGAUUGUCUGCAAGAUGCAGGGUUAACUUUGAACCCGAAGGAGUGCCGUUUCCUGCAACGCUCGGUCACCUCCCUGGGACAUACAGUCUCGUCGAAUAGGAUGGCAUUCACCGAAGACCGUGCACAACAAGUGAGGACAUGGUCUACACCAACCAGCCAGACGAAGGCCGAUUUCCCCACCUGGAAGACACCGCAAGUUUCAUCACCCAUGGAGCAAGGACCCAUUUCAAGUGAAAGCGCUCUCACUUGCAAGCUGCACAACUACGUACCCCAGCCGGUAGCCGUUCAACAAGGACCACCACCGGUUGGAUAUGAAGAGGAGGAUUGCGCUCCGACGAAAGACGGGAAACCACCGGAUGGCAACUAUGAAAGAAACUCCAAUAAAUAUGACAAAACCCCAUCACCCUUGGUGUUCCAAGAGCAUGAGGGUCAAGGAAGAGGAGAUCAACGAACCCCAUCCUACAUAAGUACCUGUUUGGUUAAAUACAAGCCAACUGAGGACAAAAUUACUGCCGCAACCUACGACUUACACUUCCCACUACGCAAUAGUUAA
Molecule: messenger RNA, 1140 nt
Organism: Echinococcus granulosus
Lineage: Eukaryota; Metazoa; Platyhelminthes; Cestoda; Cyclophyllidea; Taeniidae
Product: Retrovirus-related Pol polyprotein from transposon 297
Exons: 4
Coding region: 1-1140 (379 amino acids)
Source: RefSeq, a predicted model, not a curated record